This is a messenger RNA of Propithecus coquereli (Coquerel's sifaka), 1061 nucleotides long. RefSeq names its product N-acetylneuraminic acid synthase (gene NANS). Lineage: Eukaryota; Metazoa; Chordata; Mammalia; Primates; Indriidae. Bases 100 to 1041 code for a protein of 313 amino acids. The record is from RefSeq and is a predicted model, not a curated record. Gene Ontology annotation, molecular function: N-acylneuraminate-9-phosphate synthase activity. The transcript has 5 exons. Gene Ontology annotation, biological process: carbohydrate biosynthetic process.
GGGCCGGCGUGUGGGCCCAGCGGAGGCUGCCCGCAGGACUCGCUGAGGCGGCGGCCGGACCGAGGCGGGCAGUGCGGCGUCGGACUGCGAGCUGCCGCGAUGCCGCUGGAGCUGGAACUAUGUCCCGGGCGCUGGGUGGGCGGGCAGCACCCGUGCUUCAUCAUUGCCGAGAUCGGCCAGAACCACCAGGGCGACCUGGACGUGGCCAAGCGCAUGAUCCGCACCGCCAAGGAGUGUGGGGCUGAUUGCGCCAAGUUCCAGAAGAGUGAGCUGGAAUUCAAGUUCAAUCGGAAAGCCUUGGAGAGGCCAUACACUUCGAAGCAUUCCUGGGGGAAGACAUACGGGGAGCACAAACGGCACCUGGAGUUCAGCCACGACCAGUACAGGGAGCUGCAGAGAUACGCCGAGGAGGUGGGGAUCUUCUUCACUGCCUCUGGCAUGGACGAGAUGGCAGUUGAAUUUCUGCACGAACUGAAUGUUCCGUUUUUCAAAGUUGGAUCUGGGGACACCAACAAUUUUCCUUAUCUGGAAAAGACUGCCAAAAAAGGUGAGUGUCUAAUUUUUGAAUAUCAGAAGGUCUUUCCUGACAUUCCUGUAGGGUAUUCUGGGCAUGAAACGGGCAUAGCAAUAUCUGUGGCUGCAGUGGCUCUGGGAGCCAAGGUGUUGGAACGUCACAUAACUUUGGACAAGACCUGGAAAGGGAGCGACCACUCAGCCUCGCUGGAGCCUGGAGAACUGGCCGAGCUGGUGCGGUCAGUGCGCCUCGUGGAGAGGGCCAUGGGCUCCCCGACCAAGCAGCUGCUGCCCUGUGAGAUGGCCUGCAAUGAGAAGCUGGGCAAGUCUGUGGUGGCCAAAGUGAAAAUUCCGGAAGGCACCGUUCUAACGCUGGACAUGCUCACUGUGAAGGUGGGUGAGCCCAAAGGCUAUCCUCCCGAAGACAUCUUUAAUCUCGUGGGCAAGAAGGUCCUGGUCACUGUUGAAGAAGAUGACACCAUCAUGGAAGAAUCGGUAGAAAAUCAUGGCAAAAAAAUCAAGUCUUAAAUAAAGUGCCAUUCUCUGAA